Anopheles coluzzii is the source of this 1308-nucleotide messenger RNA. It is a transcript of the gene mRpL19, whose product is annotated as 39S ribosomal protein L19, mitochondrial. The transcript has 2 exons. Gene Ontology annotation, molecular function: structural constituent of ribosome. The record is from RefSeq and is a predicted model, not a curated record. Bases 277 to 1209 code for a protein of 310 amino acids. Lineage: Eukaryota; Metazoa; Arthropoda; Insecta; Diptera; Culicidae. Gene Ontology annotation, biological process: translation. Gene Ontology annotation, cellular component: ribosome; mitochondrial large ribosomal subunit.
UUCCUUAGUAAUAUUGUGGAUUUACCAUCACUAAAAUGAUUCAAGACGCAUAACAAAGUAUUGUGCACAUUCUCUUCGGCAAUAAACCAAUGCCCUUUUGCCGAUAAACGUGUAGCGCUCUGUUGCUUUCCAACGCUGCACCAUAAACUUAGCGAGUUCCAUCAACUUUGACUUUGACAAACGGAGGCGAAAAUCAUAUCCAAAACAGAUUUUCCCACAUCAAAAGAUAGAACUCUACAUCUUGCGAAUAGGUGUGCUUGCAAUCGAAACACAAUAAUGAAUUACCUCAGCAAGAGCAAUGCGGCGGCAAGAAGUAUAUGGUUUUUGAAAUCAUUAUGUACAGAGGGUACGCCGGCAACUGCAACGAGGUGUUAUUCAACCAAGCUGGCUCCAGCAUCAGCAUCUGCACCGAAAGCAACCUCCGCCAGUGGCAAUGCUCCGACCGAACGCAAAUCUAUAAUCCCGCCCAACUAUAGAUAUGUGUAUCAGGAGUUUCUGCCGGAUCCAAAAGUCGAAUGGCGUAACUCGGUGCGCGAGAAACUCGAGCGCAAGGAUAUGUUGGACAGACGCGCCAACAUCGACAUUCCGGAGUUUUACGUAGGAUCCGUGGUUGCCGUCACUUCGUCAGACCCGCAUGCGGAAAACAAAACGGCGCGUUUCGUAGGUAUCUGCAUCCUGAGGGAGAAAUGUGGUUUACGGGCGAGGUUCAUUUUGCGCAACGUUAUCGAUCAUCAGGGUAUAGAGAUUAGUUACGAUCUGUACGAUCCUACGUUGCAAAAGAUCGAGGUGCUACGGCUAGAGAAGCGAUUGGAUGACAAUUUGCUCUAUUUGCGCGAUGCACUGGACGAAUACAGCACGUUUGACGUAAACAUGGAACCGGAAAUCUUGCCCGAAGGGUCUCCGGUGCCCGUAAAUGAUGUGAAGGUGGUGCUCAAACCAAGGCCGUGGUAUGCUCGCUGGGAAAGACACAACCUGCAGGGGGUGGCCAACAUAGAAGAGCACACAAAUGAACGAAGACGGCGAAAGGCGGAAGCAGUUGCAACGCCGUGGGAGAAGUACGACCUCAUGAAAGAGUAUCGUCGCUCUAUACCGGAAGAGGAACAGAAAGAGAUUUUCACCGAAAUCUAUUCGCAGCUCCAUUCGCUAGAGCUAGCAAGGAAAAAGAUGAAACGGAAGCGCACGUUUGUGAAACCUACCAAGCUUGCAUAAUUUCUCGUUCAUUUAGCUUGCAUGUGCGUGCACUGGCAGUUGAAGAAAUGUAGAGUAUAGCCAUAGAGAAUAAAACACAACGGAUGAUUGAUUACGAAA